AUGUGGAGCGGUUGUGGGGCGGCAGUUGCGGAACUCGGCGUGUAUGUUGCCUGCCGUCCCUCCCAUUCCCCAUCUAGUAACUCCCACCUCAGCCCACGUAUCCUUGAGUGGAAUCUCGGGCCCCAGACCAGUCGAUUGGGAGGUCCACCCUCCACUUCAGCGGCUUGGUCUGUGUUUGGGAAGUUGCCACGACAACAGUCACUUCCGGGAGGGGGAUCUGCGAGUCUUCUUCCGUCGGUCCGGCCAGAAUCAGCUGCCCUCUCAGGCUGUGUGGGUGGUUUCCCCGGCUGCAGCUACAGGGCGUAGAUUGCUGGGCCUCAGUGCACCCCAGCCUCCGUUACUCGGGUUCUGAGCUGGAGCUGGAGGCUCUUGACUGUUUCACUGUUGCUGCUAGCAACAUCCACUUCUGGGAGCGAGUUCCCUCGCUCACUGCGGGCUCGGGAGCGUGGGGUUCGGGCCCCUGAGCGGCUGUUAGUGCGUCGCCGCUGCUGGCGAUCCGGCGACCCUCGGCCGGCCAGAUCCGAGGGCCACGCAGCCCGGGCCUUCUCACCACCUCAGUGCCUCGGCGGGACCGCCAUGGUUCUGCUGCACGUGAAGCGGGGCGACGAGAGCCAAUUCCUGCUGCAGGCGCCUGGGAGCAUCGAGCUGGAGGAGCUCACGGUGCAGGUGGCCCGGGUCUAUAAUGGGCGGCUCAAGGUGCAGCGCCUCUGCUCAGAAAUGGAAGAAUUAGCUGAACAUGGCGUAUUUCUCCCUCCUAAUAUGCAAGGACUGACUGAUGAUCAGAUUGAAGAAUUGAAAUUGAAGGAUGAAUGGGGUGAAAAAUGUGUACCCAGUGGAGGUGCAGUAUUUAAAAAGGAUGAUAUUGGACGAAGGAAUGGGCAAGCUCCAAAUGAGAAAAUGAAGCAAGUGUUAAGGAAGACUAUAGAAGAAGCCAAAGCAAUAAUAUCUAAGAAACAAGUGGAAGCCGGUGUCUGUGUUACGAUGGAGAUGGUGAAAGAUGCCUUGGAUCAGCUUCGAGGCGCGGUGAUGAUUGUUUACCCCAUGGGGUUGCCACCGUAUGAUCCCAUCCGCAUGGAGUUUGAAAAUAAGGAAGAUUUGUCGGGAACGCAGGCAGGGCUCAAUGUCAUUAAAGAAUCAGAGGCGCAGCUGUGGUGGGCAGCCAAGGAGCUGAGAAGAACUAAGAAGCUUUCAGACUACGUGGGGAAAAAUGAAAAAACCAAAAUUAUCGCCAAGAUUCAGCAGAGGGGACAGGGAGCUCCAGCCCGAGAGCCUAUUAUUAGCAGCGAGGAGCAGAAGCAGCUGAUGCUGUACUAUCACAGAAGGCAAGAGGAGCUCAAGAGAUUGGAAGAAAAUGAUGAUGACGCCUGUUUAAACUCACCAUGGGCGGAUAACACUGCUUUGAAAAGACAUUUUCAUGGAGUAAAAGACAUCAAGUGGAGACCAAGAUGAAGUUCACCAGCUGAUGACGCUUCCAAAGAGAUUAGCUCACCUUUCUCCUAGGCGAUUAUAAUUUUUAAAAGGCCACUUACCACCCUCUGUAAAAGAUGUUAACAUUUCUAGUUUUCUUAGUUUUCUUUUAGUGUGAAUUUUUAAAAUAGCAGUUCUUCAAGGUUUUAGAACUUAAUAAAUACAUAAUCAUAAGAAAA
Rhinopithecus roxellana (golden snub-nosed monkey) is the source of this 1646-nucleotide messenger RNA. It is a transcript of the gene CFAP298, whose product is annotated as cilia and flagella associated protein 298. Gene Ontology annotation, biological process: regulation of cilium movement. The record is from RefSeq and is a predicted model, not a curated record. NCBI's taxonomy places the organism in Eukaryota, Metazoa, Chordata, Mammalia, Primates, Cercopithecidae.